Messenger RNA from Castor canadensis (American beaver), 1364 nucleotides. Lineage: Eukaryota; Metazoa; Chordata; Mammalia; Rodentia; Castoridae. The record is from RefSeq and is a predicted model, not a curated record.
AUGGCCCUCCUGCUCUCGUCCCAUUGGGCAGAGCUGGCUGUGGGAAUAGCAGGUCUCAGGUCACAAGAGGUCUCUGCUGUGUUCCUUGAAUUUGGAAACUGGCCUCACAUCACCGUCUUUUGUCUCUGUCCACUAGUUGCCCAGAAGAUCGUUGCCACAAGGAAGAAGCAGCAGCUGUCCAUAGGCCCCUGCAAGUCCUUGCCCAACUCUCCCAGCCACUCAUCUGUCUGCUCCGCACAGGUGUCUGCCGUGCACAUAAGCCAGACGAGUAACGGAGGUGGCAGUUUAAGUGACUAUUCCUCUUCCGUCCCAUCGACCCCAAGCACCAGCCAGAAGGAACUUCGGAUUGACGCUCCUCCCACUGCCAACACCCCAACGCCCGUCCGCAAGCAGUCCAAGCGCCGGUCCAAUCUGUUCACUUCUCGGAAAGGGAGCGACCCAGACAAAGAAGAAAGAACCAAGGCCUUGAGAGCCGCCGCAAGACAGCAUCGGGAAGCCGCCCGAGCCAUCCAAUUACAGCUUUCCUCAGCCUCCAGGAGCGCAGAUGCCUUUGUGAACAGCCAGGAAUGGACGUUGAGUCGAUCGGUACCAGAGCUCAAAGUGGGAAUCGUGGGUAACUUGGCCAGUGGAAAAUCGGCCCUGGUGCACCGAUACCUGACGGGCACCUAUGUCCAGGAGGAGUCUCCCGAAGAUAUGGAUGCAGGUGGCAGGUUCAAGAAGGAGAUUGUCGUUGAUGGACAGAGCUAUCUGCUGCUGAUUAGAGAUGAAGGGGGCCCCCCAGAGGCACAGUUCGCCAUGUGGGUGGAUGCGGUCAUAUUUGUCUUCAGCUUGGAGGACGAGAUAAGCUUCCAGACUGUCUACCACUACUACAGUCGAAUGGCCAACUAUCGGAGCACCAGCGACCUCCCGCUGGUGCUGGUGGGGACCCAGGAUGCCAUAAGUUCCACGAACCCGCGGGUCAUUGAUGAUGCCAGGGCGCGGAAGCUCUCCAACGACCUGAAGAGGUGCACAUACUACGAGACGUGUGCCACAUACGGGCUCAAUGUGGAGCGGGUCUUCCAGGACGGUAAAUGCUCACUGCCGUGACUGUCACAGCUGCGUGCCGCAGGGGUACUUUAGGGAAAUAGCCUCCCGUGAGCAGGGGUCAGAGCCCCUUGCAUGGUAUGUGGGCAUCAGUGCUGUGACAUGCGGUGACUGUCAACUCUGUCCAGCUUUCACUGGUGCAUUCAGAAGAGACAACGGGACGCCUACUUUAAAACAGUCCUGGGUCGUUCUGUGUGUCAUGUUGUCUCACCUGUGUACAGGGUGAAAAACUCCUUGAGCUAUUAUUUAUCCAUGUGUUCUGUCAGCCUUUGAUGUGUAUU